UCCGCCUCUGCCUCGGGCCGGAAGGUGUGAGCGGUCGGGCGGAGGCCGGGGCCGGGCGCGGGCCGCGCGUCGGAGCCACGAGGGGGUUAACGCUAACCCCUCCCCCUGUCUGACAUCACGGGGAGAGCGGGCGAGAGGCUGGAGCUGGGCGAGUGAGAGAGAGAGGGAGAGGAGCGAGCGCGGCUCGACUCGGCGCCCAGGCAGCUCCACAUUGUUGCGAAUCGCCGGGACCGGGCACAGUGAGCGGCGGGGACGCGCGGCGCAGCCGGCUCGCUCUCCUCGCGCGGAGCCGCACCACCGGAGCCGCCCGGGCAGCUGGCCGCCAAGCCGCGCGCCCGCCGCCUGGGCCCCGAGCCCACCGCGCCGCCCGCCCGCCGCCUGGGCUCGUCCCGCCACCCUCGGAGGACGGCCGGCCAUGGACGCCUGCAAGUUGGAGCCGAGCGGGAGGGUGUGAGCGCGCCGGGGGCCGAGAGCCCGCGCCGCGCAGCCGGGCAGCCGGGCGCGCCGGGGGUGGGUCCCUCUCCCCAGCCCGGCUCUGCGUGGAAGAAGAGGGCGGGGACCAGCGCGGGGAGGAGAGCGGAGGAGGAGAAGGGGGCAUGACUCGUGCAACUUGCGGCGGGCAUCUGCCGAGCCUCUGAGCCGGCGGCGGCCCGGGGCCCGGAUUGCGGCCGCGCCGAUCCCACCCAGCCCACCCCGCCCCGGCCGACGGCUGCGGCUGACCUGGAUCCUCGGAGCGCCCGCCGGCCGGCAGUGAUCCGCCUUCGUCUUCCGGGCUGGUUUCUGGAGCGCGAGGAGCGCUCUCCUCGCGGCCCCUCUCGCCGGACCCCCGGCCCCCGAUGGCUCGGAUGGGGCUUGCGGGCGCCGCUGGACGCUGGUGGGGACUCGCUCUCGGCUUAACUGCAUUCUUCCUUCCAGGCUCCCACACCCAGGUGGUCCAAGUGAACGACUCCAUGUAUGGUUUCAUUGGCACGGAUGUGGUGCUGCACUGCAGCUUCGCCAACCUGCUGCCCGGCGUGAAGAUCACCCAGGUCACGUGGCAGAAGUCCACCAAUGGCUCCAAGCAGAACGUGGCCCUCUACAACCCAGCCAUGGGCGUCUCCGUGCUGGCUCCCUACCGCGAGCGUGUGGAAUUCCUGCGGCCCUCCUUCACUGACGGCACCAUCCGCCUCUCCCGCCUGGAGCUGGAGGAUGAGGGUGUCUAUAUCUGCGAGUUUGCCACCUUCCCAGCUGGCAAUCGAGAGAGCCAGCUCAAUCUCACUGUGAUGGCCAAACCCACCAACUGGAUAGAGGGCACCCAAGCAGUGCUUCGAGCCAAGAAGGGGCAGGAAGACAAGGUCCUGGUGGCCACCUGCACCUCGGCCAAUGGGAAGCCUCCCAGUGUGGUAUCCUGGGAAACUCGGCUGAAGGGCGAGGCAGAGUACCAGGAGAUUCGGAACCCCAACGGCACGGUGACGGUCAUCAGCCGCUACCGCCUGGUGCCCAGCCGGGAGGCCCACCAGCAGUCCCUGGCCUGCAUCGUCAACUACCACAUGGACCGCUUCCGGGAAAGCCUCACCCUCAACGUGCAGUAUGAGCCCGAGGUGACCAUCAAGGGAUUUGAUGGGAACUGGUACCUGCAGCGGAUGGAUGUGAAGCUCACCUGCAAAGCUGAUGCUAACCCCCCAGCCACCGAGUACCGCUGGACCACGCUAAACGGCUCUCUCCCGAAGGGUGUGGAAGCCCAGAACAGAACCCUCUUCUUCCGGGGACCUAUCAACUAUAGCCUGGCAGGGACCUACAUCUGUGAGGCCACCAAUGCCAUUGGCACCCGCUCGGGCCAAGUGGAGGUCAACAUCACAGAAUUUCCCUACACCCCGUCUCCUCCCGACCAUGGGCGGCGCACAGGGCCGGUACCCACGGCCAUCAUUGGGGGCGUGGCGGGGAGCAUCCUGCUGGUGCUGAUCGUGGUCGGCGGGAUCGUGCUGGCCCUGCGCCGGCGCCGGCACACCUUCAAGGGUGACUACAGCACCAAGAAGCACGUGUAUGGCAAUGGCUACAGCAAGGCGGGCAUCCCCCAGCACCACCCGCCAAUGGCCCAGAACCUGCAGUACCCAGAUGACUCGGACGAUGAGAAGAAGGCCGGCCCACUGGGCGGGAGCAGCUACGAGGAGGAAGAGGAGGAGGAGGGCGGUGGAGGGGGCGAGCGCAAGGUGGGGGCCCCCCACCCCAAGUACGAUGAGGACGCCAAGCGGCCCUACUUCACAGUGGAUGAGGCAGAGGCCCGUCAGGACGGCUACGGGGACCGGACUCUGGGCUACCAGUACGACCCUGAGCAGCUGGACUUGGCCGAGAACAUGGUUUCUCAGAACGACGGGUCUUUCAUUUCCAAGAAAGAGUGGUACGUGUAGCCGCCCUCUCCAGAGUGUCUGUCUGCGCCCCCUUAUCCCCAGCCCCCACCCGCACGCCCCCUGCUCGCCCCCCACCGCCCACUCCUCCAGGAGCUCGACAGAGACUCACCCAGCUGCCCAAAGCCAGCCCCACAUCCCCGGGGAGCCAAGAGCCCAGGGCAGACAUGACCUGGCUUUGAUUUGGUUUCCUCCUGUCCCCAGCCCUCCCCGUGGUGUCGUGUUCACUGUGGCUUUGGUGUUGCUGUACCUCUCCUCCCCUGACCUCACCUGCCUGCCCUCCAUGCAGGGAGCCCUGUUCUUGUCUUGUGUACCAGGGCACACCUCUAGGCUUUUGGGAGCCAGCCCUCCCCCGCCCCCCAACACUGGAAUUUAUUUGUGUUCUCUCCAUGGGGGGUGGAGGGCUGAGGGGCUCCAAGAGGAAAAGCCCCACCCCCACCCCCAGAUGCUGCUCCUCUUUUCCCAGGGAGAGGGAACCCCCCACCCCUCACCAGGAGCUGUCCGCGGCGGGGAGUUCUAGACAGCUGUUGCACCCAAGAGGUAGGGGGUGGGGGUGCGGCUUCUGCAGAGCACCCAGGGUUGUCUUGUUUGUUAAGUGAAUCCAGUCGAGGUCCCCACCUGGGGCCUUGGGCAAUGUGUUUUCCUGGUGAGGUUGGUUUUACAUUUUUUUUCCUCAUUGGCCUACUGAGAGUGAAGUUGGCCCAGCUCUGGUGUGUCCUCCUCUUUACCCCAGUCUGCUCCCCACACAGCAGGACGGCAGGCGGACCCUGGCCCCCAGCUCCUGUAUGCCCCUGCUGACACAUCAACAUACCCACAUGCACACGCACCACUUGUGUCUACCCCUGAGCUCCCCCUGGGGUCACACGCCUUACCCAGGCUGGACACUGCCCGAGACCCGCCCCUCUCUGCUCCACCUCCUCGCCCCUCCCAGCUGAGGAUGGGGGCAGCCUUCAGAAGCUUCCAGGGACAGCUGAGACUAGGACCCCCUGGUGCCUCCACCCUAGGAUCUCAGGCUGGCCCUACACUGCUUCUUAAGGCAUGGAAGCUUCUGGGAUUUCUCCCUCAUCUAUCACAUGCUAGUGACUUGAUUCUCUUGGGGAGUCAGGGCUGGGAUCCCAGAAGGGGAUCACCUUGAGGAGUUAGAGGUGAAGAAAUAUCAAGGUGGAGGGCAAUGGAAAAGGCAGCCCGCGAGGUGGAAGCUCUGCAAACAGUCUGAGAGCCUGAAGAGUGCAGGGAGCGCCUCACCAUGAAGGCCAACGUCAAUGUCCCAGGCUUACCAGCAAGUGCAAGGAGAGUGGGGCAGCCAGGAGUCCUCAGUCAGAAGCUCUUGCCUGCCACUCUCCACCCCUGCCCCCAGCUAUCCCUGUUCUCUAUUCGGAGUGAGGGGGUACCUUGGAGAAGCUUUCCCUUUGAGUUGUAGAUUCCCUCCUUGAAUGGGGCUCUGGGUUCCUGACCCAAAACUUGGUCUUCCCAUCUGUACAAUGGAGGAGGGCCCCUCCCAACCCUCUCUCAGUUCCCCCAGCUCAAAGUGCCUCAGUUCCUCCAUCUGCCCACCCCUGUCCUCCCGGCACUCCAGAUGGGAAAGACCCUGGAAUGGGAGAGGCAGGUUCAUUCCUGCCCAUUAGGGUUCCAGUUAACACAGCCCAGGUGUCAGGGGCUCUGUGGGAUGGCAAGUGUUGGGGGGAGGGAGGCAGACCACUCUGUGCCCCACGGGCACUGAUCUACCCUGCCAUAGGCUUCCCGAGGGAGCCCCAGCCCCCGCCCUACUCCUCCCCUCCCUGGUGCUGAGCCCUCACCCAGCUCCAUCUCUGCCCCCCUCGCCCAGCCCCCACUGCCCUAGCCCCAGCCCAGGCCGCCCAGUAGCCACGUAGCAGAAGUCUGAAGCCAUGCCAGCCCUGGGGUGGCUCUCCCCUCUUGGCAUUGGGGUACUGGAUGGGGUGGAGCUGGGGAAGAAAAGUCCUGGGUCUUUCCAGCCACAGGGCAGAAGGGGGUGGAGGGGCUGGGCUGCUUCUCCCAGCAGUAUUAGUGUCUCCGCAGGGCAGAGGACCUUUUCCAUGUGACAUCACUUUCCCAUCCCACCUCAAGCCACUCUGGCCCCUCUGCUUGGUCGCCUUGCCCCAAGGCAGGAGGAAAUCUCAGGGGCCUGCCUGAUGAGGCAUUCUGUGUCCCCUUGAAACCAUGAGACUAAAAGGACUCCUCCUCCUGUGUCUCCCUUAUCCUGCACUGCCUCCCCUAUUCUUCAUUGUAUGAUGGACUUCAGAGGCCCCUGGGCCCAGCCAAAGCACUGAGUCCCCCUUAAGACACCUCCACACCCUCCACCCAAGCAAAGCACAAGUUGUGGGGUCCGUGCCACAUGCAUGGGCCACGUGGGAGGCUCCUGCCUUGCCAGAAGCGCAGCAGCAGCGUGCCCAGCAGAGCAGCAGCUACCCAGAGCCGAGAGUGGGCAUGAGGCAGAGGUCAGCACUUGGGCCUGGGGAGAUGGGGUUUUCUGUGCCCCAAGUCUGUGGGGAAGUGGGCACUGCUGCUGGGCCCACAGACAUAGCCAGCUGGCAAAGGGGAGGUCUAGCUCAGCAGAGAGGUGAGGAUUUUUUGCUUCUCCUCCAUGCCCCCAGCAUGAGCUGAGCUUCUGCCUUUGCUGGAAAUGAAAUAAACUUGGUAUUAAUUGUG
Molecule: messenger RNA, 5051 nt
Organism: Diceros bicornis minor
Lineage: Eukaryota; Metazoa; Chordata; Mammalia; Perissodactyla; Rhinocerotidae
Gene: NECTIN1
Product: nectin cell adhesion molecule 1
Exons: 6
Coding region: 837-2387 (516 amino acids)
Biological process (GO): homophilic cell-cell adhesion; heterophilic cell-cell adhesion; protein localization to cell junction
Cellular component (GO): adherens junction
Source: RefSeq, a predicted model, not a curated record